Molecule: messenger RNA, 629 nt
Organism: Tilletiaria anomala UBC 951
Lineage: Eukaryota; Fungi; Basidiomycota; Exobasidiomycetes; Georgefischeriales; Tilletiariaceae
Exons: 1
Coding region: 168-482 (104 amino acids)
Source: RefSeq, a predicted model, not a curated record
GAAAGCCAUCAAGGCGAUGUAGAGCUAGGAGUGGGUGAGGUCACACCAUUCAUUAUGUUGUGGCCUGCGAGAGAGGCGAUAACUGACAGGGCAUCCCCUCAUAGCUUGCCUUUGCUCAUCCACGUUUGAAGCGAUCGGCCGAGACCAAUUGUGACUGCGCAUCAACAAUGCCAGAAGCAAGUGACUGCAGCUGCAGUUUUCUCGUUGCGUAUAUGCGCCAGCGCAAGGCCACACUCGCCCUAGUCCCCUGCACUCGCACACUUCCUUCACCCCAGCGCGAUACAAAGGUGAGCGCCCCGUCUGCGGCAAGUGCUUCUUCCGCAUCCACCUGCAUGGUGGGCAGCUGGCUCGCUUUCCAGGUCCUUAACAUGGCCGAAGACUGCCGCGCCGUGAAACCUCAUCAGCUUGGCGCCGGGGUCAAGUUGGCCCAGCUGCCCGACGCUGCUGCCGGCUUCUGCCAGGUCGGCGGGGUAGAGGAGUAGGUCGUUGAGCGCAUCGUCGCACGUGCCUAAAGAUUUUGGACAGAGUAAGCAACCUGGGUCGCGGAAUAGAAGCAGAUGCAUCUGAUGGACGCCCGUGACGACUGGGCCCCAGUGAUUGCACGCGAGCAAUGGUGAUCAGCGUCCGAA